Messenger RNA from Cuscuta epithymum, 2895 nucleotides. The record is from the annotation of a GenBank genome assembly. Lineage: Eukaryota; Viridiplantae; Streptophyta; Magnoliopsida; Solanales; Convolvulaceae.
UGGACAUCCAUUUAUCUUUUCUUGAGAGCAGUUUUUAACAAUAAAAAUCUAAAAAGCCAUUCCAGUCCUAGAUUUCGCUUAUUCCCGUUGGACUUGAAAGGUGAGGGAGCUAUUUUUGAUCGGUGUAAAUGUGUAAUCAAAUACAGAGUAUUAGGCUAAAUUUAUUUAUUCUAAAAUAAUGUCUCGGGAAUGUAAUUUCAGUAGCAUAAGACCAAGUAAUUGGUACGUAGUAGUUCCCAAUAUGUUUCCACAGCAACAAAAGUGUUGACCAGGUAAGAGCACACGGAUUGCCUUCAUUCAUAAAUCUCCGUUCUUGCUACUUGCGAGUCAACACCUUCCAAUUAAUCAUUGGUGAGCGCUCGUUCUUCUGCACAAAUGAAAUUAACCCUUCACUAGGAACGAAAAUUUCAGCUCCAAUUAUGUAUCAUCCUCUUCCUCGCCACGUACCCUGUAUCUUCUUCUUCUUCAUCCUGCUCGCCGUGGCUGCCUCCCAACCCCUCGGAAACUACUGCCCAAAUAGCACCACCACCUAUACUACAAACAGCACUUUUCAUUCCAACCUCAUGGCCCUCCUCUCCGCCCUCGCAUCAAAUGCCACCCGCCCAAACGGUUUCUACAACUCCACCGUCGGCAGCCGCAACUCCACCGCGUACGGCCUGUUCAUGUGCCGCGGCGACGUCUCAACGUCCGGCUGCGCGGCCUGCGUGAGUGAUGCCGGCACGAAUAUACUGAAGCUGUGCCCCAAUAAAAGGACCGCCGACAUUUGGUACGACAAUUGUAUGUUGCGUUACUCGGAUGUGUCUAUGUUCGGAAGAGCUGACCAGUCGAUAGUGCUGAAUUUGUACAAUACCCAGAAUGAUACGCAACCGGCGAGGUUUAUGCAGGCGGUCGGUAACACGAUGGGUCAGAUGGCAGCUGCGGCGGCCGCCGGGGACAGAUCCGGCAAGAAAUUCGCGACCCUGGAAGCUAAUUUUUCGUCGUUUGAGAAGAUCUACAGUCUGGGGCAGUGCACGCCGGAUCUUUCCGUGUUGGAUUGCCAGAGCUGUUUGGGGAGCGCAAUCCAACGGUUGCCAGGGUGUUGCUAUUCGGCACUGGGUGCUAGAACGAUCUACCCAAGCUGUAAUGUUAGAUAUGAGACAUACCCUUUCUAUAAUAGCACCGCCGCCUCUCCUCCACCGCCGCCGCCUCCGUCUCCUACCCGCCGUCCUCCCUCCAGCCCGCCUCCCGUCUCUGCCCCCAGUGAAGAAAGGAAGAAACAUUCUUCUUCAAAAGUGAUUAUUAUUGCUAUUGUAGUUCCGGUCAUUGGGAUUAUACUCUUCAUUGCAAUCUUGUGUUGUGUAAGAACUAGAUAUGUCAAGAAAAGAUUAACAGCACACCUUACAGAUGUGACUGGGAUUUCAAGUGAUGAGUCCUUGCAAUAUAAUUUUGUUACUAUUCAAGCAAUUACAAACGGUUUUGCCCCUGAAAGUAAAAUUGGCGAAGGUGGAUAUGGUUCAGUAUACAAGGGAAAGCUUCCUGGUGGACCAGAUGUAGCUGUAAAAAGGCUUUCAAGAACAUCAGGCCAAGGGGCCCAAGAGUUCAAGAAUGAGGUUGAAGUAGUAGCACAGCUUCAACAUAGAAAUUUAGUAAGGCUGCUCGGCUAUUGCUCAGAAGGAGAAGAAAAGAUACUAAUCUAUGAAUUUGUGCCCAACAAGAGUCUUGACUACUUUUUAUUUGAUGAUGAAAAGAGGCGCUUAUUGGAUUGGUCAAGGCGUUACAAAAUCAUAGAAGGGAUAGCACGAGGACUGGUAUACCUUCACGAAGAUUCCCGCCUUAGAAUUAUACAUCGUGACCUCAAAGCAGGCAAUGUGCUGCUCGAUGAAAAUAUGAACUCGAAAAUCGCAGAUUUUGGAAUGGCCAAAAUUUUUGGAGUCGAUCAAACCCAAGGAAAUACAAACAGAGUUGUUGGAACAUAUGGCUACAUGUCUCCCGAGUAUGCAAUGCAUGGGCAAUUCUCAGUCAAGUCUGAUGUUUAUAGUUUUGGUGUUCUUGUUUUGGAGAUCAUAACUGGGAAAAAGAGUUCCAACUUCACUGAAACAAGUGAAGCCCAUGAUCUUCUUAGCUAUGCAUGGAAAUAUUGGAGGGAUGGGAGGCCAUUAGAGAUAUUGGAUCCUAUACUUGGAGAUACCUACUCAAGAAAUGAAGUCAUCCAAUGCAUCCAUUUGGGCUUGUUGUGUGUUCAAGAAGAUAUUGACGAGAGGCCUACGAUGGCCAAUAUCGUUCUCAUGCUCAGUAGUUAUUCUGUCAGCCGGCCGGUCCCAUGUCACCCGGCUUUCUUUUACAGUGGAAGAUCAGAGAUGAUGCAGAAAGGGGGGUUCAUGUUGUCGGAUCAGUACACAAGUGAUUCCAUUCCCUUGUCUGUAAAUGAAGUGUCCAUUACUGAGCUUUAUCCAAGAUAAUAUUAAAAGGAUAUACAAGUAAAGUUUAUGAAAAUUGGGAAAUAAAAUAGCUGAGGAACUAUUGAAACCUCAUUCAAUUCACUGUUUAUAAAUGUAAGUGCGGGACAAGGAACGAUGCAUACACUUAAAGUACCAUAUUUACAGAAUUAGGCAAAUUUUGGAUACUACUGAAGUAGUUUCUGUGUCUGGUUUGCCCCGAGUGCAAAUCCUAAUAUGGUUUUAUGCUAUUUAUAUUGACACAUUUUAGGUGUGUUAGGACUUCUGAUAUCGUCCCGACAGUCCUCUAUGUUCAGUCUGAAUGAACGAUCGUACUCAAGGGAGGAUGCCCCGGUUACAUUCCUUUGGGGAGACAACACCGAAAGGAUGAAGAAUUAGAGCAGCAUUUAGAAUAUUGGACACAAGGAUGAACAGAAUGAUUAAUGUAUUGAGAAUGAGUUAAAAGUUCAUGAUAAUCCAU